Messenger RNA from Diprion similis, 645 nucleotides. RefSeq lists its product as uncharacterized. The record is from RefSeq and is a predicted model, not a curated record. The transcript has 3 exons. NCBI's taxonomy places the organism in Eukaryota, Metazoa, Arthropoda, Insecta, Hymenoptera, Diprionidae. Bases 1 to 645 code for a protein of 214 amino acids.
AUGUAUUACUACCUGUUCCAACUUCUCAUAUUGGGUAAUGUUUUACUCUCUGAGGUAUUGGGACAUGGAAGACUGGUCGAACCCCCGUCCAGAGCGUCUAUGUGGAGAUAUGGGUUUGACAAUCCACGUGAUGACGACGAUCAGGAGGGAAAUUGUGGCGGUUACAGCUUACAAUGGGACGUGAACAAUGGAGAAUGUGGAAUAUGUGGAGAUGCGUGGAAUUUGCGAGAGCCUCGGCCACAUGAAACGGGAGGUAAAUACGGCAAUGGCGUAAUAGCGAGGAAAUAUCGUGCUGGUACUAUGAUUCCGAUAAAAGUAGAAAUAACAGCGUUUCAUGAAGGAUACUUCGAGUUUCGCUUAUGCCCGAUGAAACAACGGGGUGUCGAAGUGACGGCCGAAUGUUUGGAUCAAAAUAUUCUAAUUGGAGCAGAUGGGAAGUCCUGGUAUUUCCCGCAAUAUGGACCAGGCCUUGUCGAUCUCAACUACAAGCUACCUGCUAAUAUGACCUGUGAGCAAUGUGUACUCCAAUGGAAAUACGUAACCGGAAAUAGUUGGGGCGAUUGUGGCGAUGGAAUUGAGGCUGCCGGCUGUGGUCCGCAGGAAGAAUUCAGGGAUUGUGCAGAUGUUUCAAUUAGUGACAAUUAA